Molecule: messenger RNA, 471 nt
Organism: Lucilia sericata (common green bottle fly)
Lineage: Eukaryota; Metazoa; Arthropoda; Insecta; Diptera; Calliphoridae
Exons: 2
Coding region: 32-244 (70 amino acids)
Source: RefSeq, a predicted model, not a curated record
AAUUUUUUACUAGCAACGCCUACCAACCGCCAUGAACUUUAAUAAAUAUUUAGCUUUUUUGGCCAUUUUAGUUCUGUGCCUUUUGGGCCAACAAGCUACUGAAGCACAUCAUCAUUUCGGCAAAGUCGGACAUGAAUUGGAUAAAGGUGUGAAAAAAGCAUCUAAAGUUGUUGAUACGGUUAAUAAAGCUAAAACUGUAAUUGAGGCCGGUUCCGCAAUUGCUAGUGCUGUGGUUGCUGCUUAAUUUCGACGGAGAAUGAACGCAGUUUUAAGUUUAAGUUAAUAGUGAUUUCGUAAAAAAAUCAGUAAAUAGAAUUUUUUUUUUUAAUUUUAAAAUAUUUGUCCUCGCAAAAAUUCAAGCUUUUUUUGUCAAUUUUUUUAAGUUUAUACAUUUCUGAAAAGUAGACUUAACUUCUAAACCAUUGGUAUAUAAAACAUCUACCUUGUCCCCUCACGUUUGUGAAAAGGGUA